AGCAAACACGCCCACGCUCACAGGCACGCAUGCACCCGCCAUGAGCGCAUUCGCAGCUGCUGCAAGGCGGCCGGUUUUCCGCUGUCUAAACAACCCCGCACCGCUUCGAUGCCGUCUUCAGGCCCGGCAGAGCUCGCGCUCGCCCGGCUCCGAAUUUGAGGCGAUGCUCAAGCAAGGCGCCCGUCCCAAAGGCCCCCCCACAGAGGAAGACUUUGUAUCGGUCCACCGCGCCGAGGCGAUACGCCGCGCUGCCCUCAUUCGCAGGAGGAAUUGGCUCGCGCUCGGCGCGGCUCUCUCGAUGAUUGCCCCCAUUUUCCUGGUGCGGCUGUGGGAUGUGCCACUCGACGAGGACCGAAAGCAUGACGACGGCUUGGGUCGAAAAGCGGCAGACUGGGUCGUGGGCCCGCCUACCAAAACAGAUGCGCCCAAGAAGGCCGCCGACCAGUUCCAGAGCAACAAGGUCGUCAUCGCAGCAGGCGACAAGGUCAUUGCUGCGCCAGCCGACUCGCACAACCCACAAGCCUCGGAUCCCGAUACAAUUGAGCUCGUCGAGACCGGCACAUCGUACGUGCCCUACUUCCCUCGCACCAUUCGGCUGCCUACCGAUGCGGCUGGCCCGGAAAGCGUGAGCAGCGACGCCGAAUACACACUGCUGGGCCUGGGCAUCAGGAAGGUCUCGUUCUUGCGCGUCCAAGUCUACGUCGUCGGGCUCUACGUCAAGACAGCCGACUUGUCCACUCUCCAAAAUCACCUCAUCAACACGGUCAACCCCACGGCCUCGGCGCUGAUUCCAGACGAGAAGAAGGCCCUUCGCGACUCACUGGUUGACGCAGACAAGAGCACCAAGAUUUGGGAGGCCAUCCUUUCCAAGGACGGCCCAAGUGGCGUGGACAUGGCUUUCCGCGUUGUGCCCUGCCGAAGCACAGACUUUAAGCAUCUGCAAGAUGGCUGGAUGCGCGGCAUUGCAUCGCGGACAGACGAGGUGCGACGGAGGCAGGCUGACUUGCUGAGGCAGCAGGCUGCUGAGAACAAGACCAUCGCGCUGCCCAAGCCGGUCGAAGAGAGUGAGUUCCAGGACGAAGCUUUUGGGCUUGCCAUGAAGGAGUUCCGCAACCUAUUCCAAGGCAAGGGCAAAGCGCCCAAGGGCAGUGUCAUUGUCUUGACGCGGAACAAGAAGGGAACGCUUGGCGCAUUAUACCAGCCCAUUGUCAAGGCUGACAAGCAGGAAAACAUGGGCAAAGCCACAUGGCUGGGUCAGGUCCAAGACGAGAGGGUAGGUCGCCUGGUGUGGAUGCUCUAUCUUGGUGGGCAGAACGUCAGCUCCGAAGACGCCAGGAAGAGCAUAGUGGACGGGUGUAUAGAUAUUGUUGAGCGACCGGUUGGUACGUUGGAGACCAUGGUGCAUUAGGGUCUGUGUAUCAUACGCAUGUCAAGAUGUAUGGCGCUUCAACAGGCAAAAGCAGCCGGGCUGGGCCACAAAGGCGUCUGGCCGACGUGUUGAAGCGGUGCAUUGCCCUACCAAGCAGAGGCUCUAGACGUGUGCAGUCUCUCUCUCUCUUUUGCUUUUUCCCACCCACGUACUCACCCACUAUUUUGGCCUCGAGAGGGAUAUCUGCAGGCGGCCUGGACCUAAGCCUGUGGGAACAGAAGCGACGAUGACAUC
Messenger RNA from Exserohilum turcica Et28A, 1663 nucleotides. RefSeq lists its product as uncharacterized. Lineage: Eukaryota; Fungi; Ascomycota; Dothideomycetes; Pleosporales; Pleosporaceae. The transcript has a single exon. Gene Ontology annotation, molecular function: intramolecular lyase activity. Bases 299 to 1408 code for a protein of 369 amino acids. The record is from RefSeq and is a predicted model, not a curated record.